This is a messenger RNA of Stegastes partitus (bicolor damselfish), 2998 nucleotides long. RefSeq names its product centrosomal protein 97 (gene cep97). The transcript has 11 exons. The coding region runs from base 66 to 2354 and encodes 762 amino acids. Gene Ontology annotation, molecular function: protein binding. Gene Ontology annotation, cellular component: centrosome. Gene Ontology annotation, biological process: negative regulation of cilium assembly. The record is from RefSeq and is a predicted model, not a curated record. Lineage: Eukaryota; Metazoa; Chordata; Actinopteri; Pomacentridae.
CAGUCAGUACAGUCUACAGCUAAGAGAGUUGUUAGCUAGCGUUAGGUGUUUGCUGGGCCGAAAGGAUGGGUGUAUCAGAUUUACAGUUUGAUACAAAUUCUGGCCCUGUGUUGGAUCUUUCAGCCAGAGGUAUGCAGAAGCUGGAUCCCAAUUUCAUCUGCUCUGAGGACACUCACACUCUCAUUUUGGACAGAAACAACAUCAUGAAGCUGGACCACCUGGAGAGGAGCCCUGGCCUUCAGCAGCUUUCUGUAGCUAGUAACCGUCUGGUGAGAAUGAUGGGGGUGUCUCGACUGACAGAGUUGAGAGUCCUCAACCUUCCCAACAAUAGUAUCGGCUACAUCGAGGGGCUAAGAGAUCUGCCUCAUCUUAAGUGGCUCAACUUGUCUGGGAACAAUAUUAAGGUCAUUGAGCAACUUAACAACUGUGUCUCCCUUCAACAUCUGGAUCUGUCUGACAAUAACAUCAAUACUAUUGGUGACCUGACUAAACUGGCGGCAUUAAAGACGCUUUUACUCCAUGGAAACAGCAUUACGACACUUCGUACUGUUCCUGCUCACCUACCUGCCCAUUUAUCCAUUCUCUCAUUGGCAGAAAAUGAGAUAAGGGAUCUCAAUGAAGUGUCAUACCUGGCGCCUCUUCAUGAACUGGAGCAGCUGUCCAUUAUGAGCAACCCUUGUGUUAUGGCGACGCCCUCAUUGCCAGGUUUUGAUUAUCGGCCAUACAUCAUGAGUUGGUGCCUGAGCCUGAAGGUUUUGGAUGGCUAUGUGGUGUCGCAGAAAGAAGGUCUAAAAGCAGAGUGGCUCUACAGUCAGGGUAAAGGUCGUUCAUACAGACCAGGACAGCAUGUUCAGCUGGUUCAGUACUUGGCCACUGUUUGCCCUCUGACUGCAUCACCAGCCCUGGAGACAGCAGAAGAUGCCAAACUGGAGAAGAUCCUAAAUAAACAGAGGUUUCAUCAAAGGCAGCUGUUAGAGGAGACCCGGGGAGGCUGCCCCAGCCUUCCUCGUCCAACUCAACUAGAUGUGGAGAAGCACAGUCCUUCACAUGCAGCCCCACAGGGGGGAGCUCGAGAAGCAAAGAAAAUCACUGCACCUGGACCAGCUGCUGCUCCAUCAGGCCUGGAGACGGAGCCAGUGGUGCAGUUUAACACCUGGAUGAGCUCUGAUUCUUCUCAUCCAUCACUGCCGGUAGUUCGCAGCCCAAGGCUUGGAGAGGACCACAUUUAUUUAGAGGAUGUGCAAACAGAUGAGGACAAACUCAACAGCAGCUUGCUUUCCUCAGAGUCCACCUUUCUCCCCCUCACAUCCGAUCUGGAACCACACACCACCCGCUCUGACAGCGAGGAUGAAACUGAGACAUUUGAGCCCGAUUCACUGGCUCCAAUGCGACCAGCACAGCCCAAAAAGCACAACACAAACAAGACACAUCAUUCGCCCCCAGUGGAUAAGCACGAGAGGAAGAUUCUUGAAGAAGAAGUUAUUUCCGGUGCCACCACAACAUCUGGAUCACCGGGUGUCAGAGUUAGCACACCACAAAAAGAUGUGGAAGCGUCCUCUGAUUUUGGUCAAGCAGAGAUGAAAGAAGCCCCCAAGCAGGAGGAAGCUGGCAUGUGUGGCAGUAAAUCAAGUGUGAUGGAAGCAGACAGAGCAGUGAUUAAAAUACAGUCCUGGUGGAGGGGACACUAUACUCGGUGUUGUCACCCCAUGGCCAGAGAGGUGCGCAGUGAAAUCCGCCUGCGCAGGAUGCAAGACCACAUCGUGUUUCUGUCUGACAAGUUGGACACUGUGCAGAAGCAGUAUGAGGAAGAGCGGUUACAAAGGCUGGUUCAGGAAGAAGCUGUGAAGUUUCUGUGGAAAGAGCUCCAGUCCAUGCAGCAGUGGAAGCAGUCUGUGGAACAGCAGCUAGCAGCCAUCACUCAGGCUGGCGCCCCAGCUCAGAUCUCAUCCCCUGGACUUUGUAAGGCAGCCCCACCUGUUGCCUCCAGCACCACGAACCCACCCAGCACAGACGCUUCCUUCCCCGAUUCUGGCUUCCAGUCGACCAGUGAUCAGCAGGCAGCGCAGGAGGACAGCUUCCUGAGCAGCGGGACAGCAGACUCUCUGAAGACGGUACGAGCGCUGAGCCCCGUUCGUAGCGGCUUCGCUGUCGGUAGCGAGGGCGCGGACAGCGCAGACUGCAGCCUGCUGGAGCAAUACCUGUCCUCGGUGCAGCAGAGGGAGGAGGAGGCUGAGGAAGUGAGUAGCGAUCGAACAGAAACACCACAACCCUCCUCACCAGCGUCACCCAGCAGUAAAGCACAGACCAACUCCCCCCAGCAGAAGGCAGCAGAUAGCACUCCUGGCUCUGUCUGAGAAUCUUCACCUAACGGACACCUGUACAGAAUACUGAGUGUAUGUAAACUGGCACAGAGCGUAAGACUGAGAUGCGUCGCUCCCUCUUGAGACUUUGAAAACUGCACUUAUCUUGACUACUGACCUAGAUCUCAUUUAACAGUGCUCUUAGUUUCUACUGUUUGUCAAGACUGAACCCAGAACAAGCUUGAAGCACUAUCUUACUGUGAAUGUAACUCCAGUUUGUUUUUUAUACUUCACUACUUGGACCUGUUCUGUUAUUAACGCACAUUUUUCUCUCUGUGUAAAGACAAUGAUUGUGAUGUAGCUUCAGAAGGUAUCAGUAACGUAAAGGCCGUUGUUUUAUGUGAGCAGGUUACUACCUCUACUGAUGAAAACAGGCAUGUUGUAACCUGUUCUAUUUAUCUAUAUCCACUGCAACAUAUACUUGUGAUAAACUACAAUUAUUCCGAUUAGGAGUUGAUGUGUUAAAUGCAAUACACUUGUAACCACAGAUGUGCUGUACUGUAUUGACAUACAGUGUCAAUGGAUGAACCAUUUUGUACCAACUUUAGCUUCAGGUCGUUACCUGAUUAACAGAAGAAUGUUGUAGCAUCCUUAUCUUAAGAAAAAUGUAAAUAAAUCUGCAAUUAUACUUUUCUAAA